Euleptes europaea (tarantolino) is the source of this 1369-nucleotide messenger RNA. RefSeq names its product F-box and leucine rich repeat protein 2 (gene FBXL2). The transcript is spliced from 16 exons. Gene Ontology annotation, molecular function: protein binding. Lineage: Eukaryota; Metazoa; Chordata; Lepidosauria; Squamata; Sphaerodactylidae. The coding region runs from base 1 to 1332 and encodes 443 amino acids. The record is from RefSeq and is a predicted model, not a curated record. Gene Ontology annotation, biological process: SCF-dependent proteasomal ubiquitin-dependent protein catabolic process. Gene Ontology annotation, cellular component: SCF ubiquitin ligase complex.
AUGGCGAAGCAUUGGCAGAUUACAUGUUUAAAAGCAUUUCAGGCUAGGAUGGCUGUAUCAAAUGAUGAUGAAGCACUUAUUAACAAAAAACUACCCAAAGAACUACUUCUAAGAAUAUUUUCCUUCUUGGACAUAAUUACUUUGUGCAGAUGCGCACAAGUUUCUAAGUCCUGGAAUAUUUUGGCCUUGGAUGGAAGUAACUGGCAAAGAAUAGACCUUUUUAACUUUCAAACAGAUGUAGAGGGCCGGGUGUUAGAAAAUAUUUCCAAAAGAUGUGGUGGGUUCCUGAGACAACUAAGUCUGAGAGGCUGUCUUGGGGUUGGAGACUGUUCUUUGAAAACGUUUGCACAGAACUGUAGAAACAUCGAACACUUAAACCUUAAUGGAUGCACAAGAAUUACCGAUAACACUUGUUAUAGCCUUAGCAAGUUCUGCCCCAGGCUGAAACAUCUGGAUCUGACGUCUUGUAUUUCCGUCACAGACAACUCUUUGAGGAAUUUAAGUGAAGGCUGCCAAAGUCUGGAAUUCUUAAAUCUUUCUUGGUGUGAUCAGAUUACAAAAGAUGGUGUUGAAGCACUAGUAAAAGGAUGUAAUGGAUUAAAGGCCCUAUUUCUACGAGGAUGCACACAGCUAGUAAAUGAAGCUCUUCACCAUAUUGAGAAUCAUUGCCAUGAACUUGUUCUAUUAAACUUACAGUCAUGUAUGCAAAUAUCAGAUGAAGGCAUAGCGGGUAUCUGUAGAGGAUGUCACAGACUCCAGUCACUUUGUGUUUCUGGUUGUACAAACCUUACAGAUGCUUCUCUCAUAGCACUUGGUUUGAACUGUCCAAGACUGAAGAUUUUGGAGGCUGCAAGAUGUUCUCAUCUCACAGAUGCUGGUUUUACACUUCUAGCAAGGAAUUGCCAUGAGCUAGAAAAGAUGGACCUAGAAGAAUGUGUUCUGAUAACAGACAACACAUUGAUACAACUUUCAAUUCACUGUCCUAAACUGGAAGCUUUGGCAAUACUUUUGAGUUUGUCCCACUGUGAACUAAUCACAGAUGAUGGGAUUCUGCACCUGAGCAGCAGCACAUGUGGGCAUGAACGACUCCAGGUACUAGAGCUGGACAACUGCCUGCUAAUUACAGAUGUGACUCUUGAACACCUUGAGAACUGCCACAACUUAGAGAGAAUUGAGUUAUACGAUUGUCAACAAGUCACCCGUGCAGGCAUCAAAAGAAUAAGAGCUCAUCUACCAGCUGUGAAAGUUCAUGCUUACUUUGCUCCAGUAACUCCACCUCCUUCUGUAGGAGGUACUCGACAACGACUCUGCAGAUGUUGCAUUAUUCUUUAACAGGUAAAGAGCUGGGCUGAUGACCAGUUCAAUGAAG